This is a messenger RNA of Columba livia (rock pigeon), 4223 nucleotides long. RefSeq names its product pseudouridine synthase 10 (gene PUS10). Gene Ontology annotation, molecular function: RNA binding; pseudouridine synthase activity. The transcript has 19 exons. NCBI's taxonomy places the organism in Eukaryota, Metazoa, Chordata, Aves, Columbiformes, Columbidae. Gene Ontology annotation, biological process: tRNA pseudouridine synthesis. Bases 310 to 1911 code for a protein of 533 amino acids. The record is from RefSeq and is a predicted model, not a curated record.
GCUCCGCCUCGCCGUUGAGCGCGUCUGUGCCGGCUCCGCACGCCGCCCGGGACGGGGGGCGAGGCCCCGAGUGCGGCGCCGUGAGGAGCUAAGCCUCAAACAAUAUCAAGUGGUUCAUCCGUCAGUAGGUGUUUUGGAAUUGUGUGUGGAGUUCCUUACCGAAGGAUGUAGAGGCAAAAGAAUUUUCAAAGAGACACUGGAGAAGGAUUGGAGGAAAGAUCUGUCAAGUUUUACCCGACACACAAACCACACCUGGUCAAAGAAAUCCCCCAAACCAGAAAUAACUGGAGGCAGAGAGAGUUAUCCAGGAUGUCUUCACUAACAGAAAAGGACAGACCCAUUGUUCAGCUGUUACUGAACACUGGCACUUGCCCACGAUGUAUUUUGAGGUUCUGCUGCGUGGGAUCACAGACACUGUAUAGACGUCCAUACAAGGAUUUGAUGAAGGAUUUAAAAGAAUUUCUGAAAAAUAAUCAAGAAAAAGAAGAUACAGUUUGUUUUGACGCAGUUGACCCGCCUUGUAAGAGAAUCAGACUUGAACACACGGAGGAAGGGCCUGACGAUCUGAACCACAAUGGAGCACUCCGGCAGAUUCCUUCGGGUAACGGUGAAAAUAAUGCAACGGAGAACUCGGCUGUGAAGGUGUGCAAUGUGUGUUUGGGAGUUCUUCAGGAGUUCUGUGAGGCUGACUUUGUUAAAAAGGUGUGCCGAAAGGUUACAUCUGCUGACUACCAGUUCACUAGUUUUGUAUUUUCUGUGUCACUACCCCCACAGCUGUCUGUCAGGGAGUGUGCUGCUUGGCUGCUGGUAAAGCAGGAAAUGGGAAAACUGGGCCUUUCCUUGGCAAAGGAUGACAUUGUUCAGCUGAAAGAAGCUUAUAAGUGGAUUAUUCAUCCCCAGUUGUCGGAAGAAUUGGGUGUUCCUGCUGAUGGAAAGAGUUUGUUUGAAGUUAGUGUCAUCUUUGCUCACCCAGAAACAGAGGAGGAGUGCCAUUUCCUAGCUACAGCCUGUCCAGACUGCUUCAAACCAGCAAAGAACAAACAGUCUGUUUUCACUAGAAUGGCAGUUAUAAAAGCUCUAGAGAAGAUAAAAGAAGAGGAUUUUCUCAAGCAUUUUCCAUGUCCCCCAAGUUCACCAAAGAACCUCUGCGUCGCUCUGGAAAUUCAGUGCAAUAAUGGUGCAGUUUUUGUGGCUGGAAGAUAUAAUAAAUAUUCGAGGAACUUACCUCAGACUCCCUGGAUUAUUGACGGGGAGCGGAAGCUGGAAUCUUCCGUCGAAGAACUGAUUUCAGAGCAUCUAAUAGCAGAAUUCAAAGCAGAUAGCUUUAAUUUUUCUUCCUCUGGAAGAGAAGAUGUGGAUGUAAGAACCCUGGGCAACGGAAGGCCCUUUGCAAUCGAGCUUGUGAAUCCUCGCAGAAUACACUUUACUGCGGAGGAAAUGAAGGGGCUUCAGCAGACAAUUAAUAACUCUUCAGACAAAAUACAAGUUCGAGAUUUACAGCUUGUCACCAGAGAGGCAAUUGGUCGCAUGAAGGAAGGUGAAGAGGAAAAGACAAAGACCUACAGUGCCUUAAUAUGGACGGACAAAGCAAUACAGAAAGAAGAUAUCGCAUUUCUAGAUGAUAUCAAGGAAUUAAAACUGGACCAGAAGACGCCUCUCCGGGUUCUUCACAGGAGGCCCCUCGCUGUGAGGUGUCGCAUCAUUCACACCAUGAAAUCCCAGUACAUAGACGAGCAUCAUUUUCGCCUCCACCUGAAGACUCAAGCGGGAACCUACAUUAAAGAAUUUGUGCACGGAGACUUCGGAAGAACAAAGCCCAAUAUUGGCUCCCUACUGAACAGAACCGCCGACAUUCUGGAGCUGGAUGUAGAAUCCGUUGACGUUGAUUGGCCUCCAACCCUGGAUAAUUAACUUCUCCAGCUGGGACGAGGAAGAAGCGGCUUCUCUGGUUCCUGAGCACUUUACAGCUCUACCGGUUGGGUGCAAAGUGUUUCUCUUGAACAUUUGGAUCAUGUUGAUCUGCCAGGUUGAUUCGUACUUGGAAUCAACUUUAAACACUCUGGGAGAGGUAGGGGUCGUUCAGUCUCUAGCCUUAUUUUUAGUGCUUCUGUGCAUCAAAACCAUUUUGGUAAGCUGGCGUAUUGAUAAUUUUUUAAAGUGAUUAAGAAAAAGUUAAAUGGCGUAACGUGCAAAUAGUGUACGGAGCAAGUACAUCAAAUAUGCUUUCUGCAGUAGUUUAAAAUGUUUUAAUUAAAAAUAACCCUCCCUCAAGCCAGGUUUUCUUAAACUCUUUUUAUAUGGGAUGCUGCAGCUUGCUUGUCUUGAGAUGGGACAAAAUGUCUCCCAGCCAAAGAACUUUUCAAAAGGGAAAAAUAAAACAGUUUUCAGAGGAAAACUUUGCAUGUAAACCCAAGUUUUUCUCAUUUAAAAACAUGAGCGAUGCUUCCUGGAAACAGCAGUUGAGGUUCUUGAGGCCUGAGCAGCCCUUGGCCCUGCUGGGAGUCCUGUGCAGGCGCAGGGUUUCCCCACUGAGUCACCACAUGUGAAAAGAUUGGGAACUCCUUGCUCUGAAGAAAAAUAGGAAUACCAAGAACCUCACGGUACAGGCAAAUACAAAAUGUACCGAAGAACUGAGAGAGCAAGACAGAUAAUAAGCUUUAGUUUGUAGCAUAAUAGGUUUUUUCUAGUCAACCACCACCUGGGAACUUGCCUUGAAUAGGGACAACCUGAGUUUUCCUCUUUGCUUGUGUGGUUUUCAAUGUUUCCUGCAAAGCAACACCUACAUCUCUAAGGAAAAGCCACUCGGAUGCCUGUACCACAUUAAUCCGUUAGGAAGCUGCUUCUGCUGACCUGAAGUACAGAAGAGACUUCAACUAUUGACAAGAAAUUAAGGUUUGGAAUUUAAGGGCUCUUUGUUAAUUCACAUUUCAGAAAUAAAGAGGUAAUAUUUGCCAAGACAAAGCACUGUUUGGGGACAGGAGGAUGACUGAGAUGUCUUACCUUCCAUUCACUGCUGCCAGGAGCUCACAGAAAACAGCUGCAUGAAAGCUGAAGGCUCAAAAAAGGCAUUAAUGAAACGUUUUCAAGGAGCUGCUAAAAACUGAUCUUGAAAAAUGAGUCUAAAUAUUACACACUCUGCCUGGGACGGGCUGUCAAAACUUGACUCUCAUCAUUUGUUUCCCUGGUCCACUCAAAUGUAGUUCAGAAGCUCCUGGUUUUCUGACAUAAAAAUAAUAGGGACAUGAUUCAGACAGCAAUAGUUUGUUGUUUUUAAUCUUAAAGCUGUUAUGAGCAACAGAUUCCAGGAGCAGUUGUCUCAGAUAAUAAUCUGUACCCAGAAAGGAAGUGUCGUGAAUGAUGGAAAACUUAAGAAACUGAAUGCAGAAAACAAACAAAAGAGAAUUUCAGUCUCGUCUCCGAGUUCUUGAAACUCCAAGCGAGCUAAAAUAUGAUUUAUAAAUUCCAAUAUAAGGGCAACGAGGCCGAAGCAGCAAGCAGAGCAGCUCUUGUGCAUGGUACGUUAUCGUGGUGACAGUGGCGAUCACGUUAAGAGGCAAAGCGCAGCUAGUCAAGGCUAUAAAUAUCGCACUAAAUGUGCUGAGCCCGAUCCCUUGUCCACACAACACAGAACAGUCCAUCAGAAACUCCCAGAUUUCUUAUUUUUACGAUAAAUGUGAAGCAUCCAAAUGAGGGGGGAAAAGCUGAUGAUGCAAAUAUCUCUUUAGUUAUUGUCUGGUGAUCAUGUGAAAAAAUGAAGAGAUGUGAUCUGUUCUCCUUGAACUUUGCUUGAAGUCUGCGGAUUGUCAUACAGGGUAAACACCUUGACCGAUCGGUCUGUAACGGAUAUUGCAGCAAUAAUGUUGUACUUCGGCCUUCACCUUCUUUUUUAAAAGUGAAACACCUUUGUGAGUCCUCAAAGAGGAUGUUUUGGGAGAAUAAGAUUUAACUUUGUCCAGGAUAAGGAACCCGUAACCCACCUUGUGGCAGCGCUCCGGCUUUGCUGCGUCUCCGAUCUCAGGCUGCACAAGCUGAGUACUUGGCAUAACCAGUUUUUUAAUUACCAAACCGACUCGUUUACAAAGGAAAACAGAACUUUGAAAAUAUUUAAUUAUACAGUAAAAACAAAUUGUGCUAUUGAGAGCUUACUAUGAAGUGAGUAAAAUGUUUACAUUUACUAUGCUUACAAUUGAGAACUUCAAAAAUAAAACUGAAUAAACAACACA